Acipenser ruthenus (sterlet) is the source of this 2532-nucleotide messenger RNA. RefSeq names its product popeye domain containing 3 (gene popdc3). Gene Ontology annotation, cellular component: sarcolemma. The record is from RefSeq and is a predicted model, not a curated record. The transcript is spliced from 3 exons. The coding region runs from base 281 to 1177 and encodes 298 amino acids. Gene Ontology annotation, molecular function: cAMP binding. NCBI's taxonomy places the organism in Eukaryota, Metazoa, Chordata, Actinopteri, Acipenseriformes, Acipenseridae.
CAAGGGGAAACCACGUUGUCAGACCAGUUCUGAUGAGUCUCAGAAGCAUAUUUGAGUACUCAAGAUUAACAUCUAUCUAUGCCUCACCGUAGUAGCAUGUAACGCCACAGUCUCCAAAAUCAGGUUUUUACGUUUAUUGUCAUUUUUUAACCACACGAGGUUAUUGUAAUAUAUACCGGUAUAUCUAUCUCUCCCUCUCUCUCUCUCUAUAUAUUUUUAUUUUUUUAUUUUACUACAAAACUGAAGUGGGCAUUCGCACAGCAAGUGUUCGAUCAAUGCCAUGGAGCGCGAAGAUCUCAUAAGGGAGAACUUAACUUUCGCCUUGCUGAAUAAUCAACCAGUUUGUAGCGAAUGGAAGAUGGAUGUUCAGGAUGCUGUCUACCACCUCGCUAAUAUGUUUUUAGUUUUAGGUUUCAUGGGAGGAAGUGGGUUCUAUGGGCUGCUCUAUUUGUUCUUUUUCUUGGCACUGGGCUUUCUUUGCACUUCGAUAUGGGCUUGGAUGGAUGCUUGUGCUGCCGAUAUUUUCUCGUGGAAUUUUACCCUUUUGGUGAUCUGUGCGGUACAGAUGGUGCACGUCGCCUACCAGCUCAGGAGUGUCACUUUUGCUACAGAAUUCCAGGACCUUUAUGGAUGCAUCUUUCAGCAACUGGGGAUUCCCCUUACUGUCUAUGGAGAAAUAGUUUCUUGUUGUGAUGGGGAGGUGACCACUUUAGAAAAAGAUCACUGUUACGCAAUGGAAGGCAGAACCCCUAUCGAGAAUCUUGCUAUUCUGUUAUCAGGAAGAAUCCGCGUGACAGUUAAUGGGGAGUUUUUACAUUACAUUUACCCCUAUCAAUUCCUGGAUUCUCCCGAAUGGGAUUCGCUCAGACCUUCAGAAGAGGGCACUUUUCAGGUGACGUUGAGAGCAGACACGACGUGUCGGUAUGUGGGCUGGAGACGGAAAAAACUGUAUUUACUCUUCGCUAAAUACCGUUAUAUCGCCAAACUGUUUUCGGUCCUGAUUGGGAAUGACAUCACUGAGAAACUCUUCUCACUGAACGACAAGGUUUAUGACAGGGAUGGAAUUCGCUAUGAUCUCAGAUUACCCAGUUUUUGUCACGCGGCGUUGCCGGAUUUAGAAAAGAACCCGACUCCGCCGGCGCUGGGUAGCCUUUCAAGAAGACAACACCAGAGUUGAACAAAAUUAUUCAAUAUUGGUUUAACAUAAUCUGUAAUACAUACCGAAUUGACUGUUAUACGCUUUUUUAAGAUAAGGCUAGUUUUGUAAGCGCAAUGAUUUAUUAACUUUUGUAAAGGCCUACUGGUAUAUUACACAAGUCUAUUAUUGCCUAUUGUUUUUGUGUUGUAUAUUUACACAAAACAAACUUGUACAACCGUGAUGUGCUACAAACCUUAUUAUUUUUGUAUUUAUAAUUUACUUUUUUACAAAUAUUUUGUUAAUAGCGUUAUUAGCAAUUGUGCAAUUUACUUAUCAUUUUUAUGAUGGUGUUCAGCUGUUGUUUUCUUAAAUUCUAGCUGUGUUGUGUCAUCCAUGUCAAUAAUAUGUUUUGUUUAUGAUGCUUUGUAAUUACAAAUACAUUGGUAACAAGUAAAUAAUAACAAAGGCAUAAUACAAUGAGAUUCAUGUUGCCUCUGAUUAAUCAUUCAAAGAUUGGGUAACAAUUCUGAGUGACAUGAAUAAGUAUUUAAUUCAUAUGCAGUUAACCAUUUGCUGAAGUUUAGUUAGUCACAGACAAAAGCAUUGGCACCCUACACUUAUUAUACCAUAAUUGAAGGUCACAGAUUAAGGACAAGCAUGCAGUAAACUUUAACCACUUUUUAAUAAAACAUAACGCAAAAUACACAAUUUCUAAUAAUUUGCUCAUGGCAAAAGUAUUGGCACCCGUGCUUUAGUAUUGUGUGUGGCCUCCUUUUGCUUUUAUUACAGCUUUCAGACAUUUAAGAUAAUUCUUAACCAGUAUGUUACAUCUUGUUGGUGAAAUCUGGGCCCAUUCUGUCUUGCAUAUUUCCUUCAGCUCAGAUUGACUGGAUACAAAAUGCGUGGCUAUGGCUUUUUUCAGAUCAGUCCAAAGCAUUUCUAUUGGAUUGAGAUCCGCUGAUUACAAAGGCCAUUCCAGAACUCUUCAAGAAUUCCAGAGUUGACUUGGCGAUAUACUUUGGGUCACUGUUGCGUUUAAAAAAAAAGAGAAACUGUCUGCCAGGCAGCCUAUGAGGAGAUACUUUGUACAAUGUUUUGAUACAUGGCUGCAUUCAUUCGAUCUUCAGUCACAUGAAUGUCUCCAGUCCCUGAACUGCUAAAACACCCCCAUAUCAUUGUUGAACCAACUCCAUGUUUAACAAGGUUUUCUUCAUUGAAGGCUUUCCCCUUUUUUCUCCAAACAUACUGUGAUCUCAUUGGGCCAGAUCAUUUUGUUGAAGAAUGAUUCAGAUUCCUGUUUAGACAGCAUUGUUGUGUAUGUUUUUUGAGACUUGUAAAGCUACUAAUACCCUAUUCACUCGAUCACCACAAUUUGAAAACAUGAUUGUGAAUGG